This is a messenger RNA of Tripterygium wilfordii, 1140 nucleotides long. RefSeq names its product transcription factor MYB41-like. Bases 6 to 974 code for a protein of 322 amino acids. The record is from RefSeq and is a predicted model, not a curated record. NCBI's taxonomy places the organism in Eukaryota, Viridiplantae, Streptophyta, Magnoliopsida, Celastrales, Celastraceae. The transcript has 3 exons.
UACACAUGUUGCGUAAGACUGUGUGUUAUAUGCUAUUAAAUGCAGCUUCGGAAAACAUGAGGAAGUCCUCUCUUUGUCGUGAACAGAAUGGUUUGAAGAAGGGUUCAUGGACAGCAGAAGAAGAUCAAAAGCUAGUUGAUUAUGUUCAAAAACAUGGUCAUGGGAGAUGGAGAACCCUCCCUAAACAUGCUGGACUCAAGAGGUGUGGAAAGAGUUGCCGGCUUCGGUGGACAAACUACUUGAGACCAGACAUCAAGAGGGGGAAGUUCUCAAUUGAGGAAGAAGAGACCAUCAUACAAUUGCAUAGUGGCAUGGGAAACAAGUGGUCUGCUAUUGCGUCUCACUUGCCAGGAAGAACGGACAACGAGAUAAAGAACUACUGGAACACUCACAUAACAAAAAAACUACUGAGGAUGGGUAUUGAUCCUGUUACUCAUGCACCAAGGCUCGAUCUCCUCGAACCCUCCUCUUCAUUACUCAUCAACCCCCCUCAAUUUGAUCUUCCAAGUCUUCUUAGUAUUCGAUCUUACCUUAAUCCAGACAUUCUUAAUCUCGCCACCACUCUCUUGUCUUGCCAAGACAAUUUCAAGACCCAAGAAAUGGUAACUAGUAUGCAACAAAACCAGCUUCAAAGUCCAUUUCUACCACAAUCCCAACUCAUGCAAGUCACCAACUCUAGCUCAAUCCUACCUUAUUUUGGGCAUGAUGUUAAUAUUAAUGGACAUCAGCCUUACAAUAACCUUGCAAAUUACGGUUAUGAUGAGUCAAAACAAGGUACGGUGUCUCAAAACGGGGCGUUUUGGUGCAACAAUUUAGGUUUUGGAUCAUCGAGCUCGAUUACUCCGUUGAAUUCGUCUGGUACGAGUUAUGUGAACGGAUGCACAAGUACUGAAGAUGAGAGGGAUAGUAACUGCAGUAAAAUCUUGACGUUUGAUUUUCCAAUGAGUGGACUGGAUGUCAAUGGACUUGCAUAACCGGAUCACUGGGAGAGCAGUUGUGUGCAGUGCACUGACUUAAUUUGUUGACGUUGAGGGAUACCCAACUGAGUUAUUAAGAAUUUUUGACUUGGAAUCUAUUGAUUGUAACUCUAUCAUCUCUAUUUGAGCUUUUUAAUGAACUUGUUCAAUUUUAUUGUUUUGA